Messenger RNA from Penicillium maclennaniae, 762 nucleotides. RefSeq names its product endonuclease/exonuclease/phosphatase family protein. The transcript has a single exon. The coding region runs from base 1 to 762 and encodes 253 amino acids. NCBI's taxonomy places the organism in Eukaryota, Fungi, Ascomycota, Eurotiomycetes, Eurotiales, Aspergillaceae. Gene Ontology annotation, molecular function: 3'-5'-RNA exonuclease activity. The record is from RefSeq and is a predicted model, not a curated record.
AUGAACUCGAAUAUCAUACUCGCUACUGUAGGGGAGUCAUUCAUUUGUCUGCAAGAGGUUCUCCACAAUCAGCUUGAGGAUAUUCGAGCGGGGUUGAAUCCCACUCAAGGUUCUGAAUCUCAGAAAUGGGCAUAUAUCGGGGUCGGUCGAGACAAUGGCCAUGAAGCUGGGGAAUAUUCCCCGAUAUUCUAUCGCCCUGCAGUCUGGGAAUUACUGCAUUGGGAGACAGUCUGGCUGUCCGAGACACCUUCCAAGCCGUCGAAGAGCUGGGAUGCGGCCUCUAUUCGCAUUGUCACCAUCGGCGUAUUCACCCACCGAGCCAGUGGAAAUACCGUCCUCGCCUUGAACACUCACUUGGAUGAUCAGGGGCCUCGCUCACGGCUCGAAGCUGCCCGCAUCAUUCGCUCCAGGAUCCAGGGAUACCAGCGGGGACAAUAUGGAGGCUUCAUCUCGGGCACCUUCUUGGCUGGUGAUCUCAACAGCCAAGAGAACCAGGAGGCAUAUGUUGAUCUCACAGGGUCUGGAGAUUUGCGUGAUACAUUCAAGCUGGUCGAUGCCUCGCGACGAUAUGGCAACAUCGUUACCGCGACUGGAUUUGGUUAUGGAGGCCAUCCAGAGCGCAUUGACUACAUUCUACUGGGGUCCGAGGGCAACCAGACAUGGCGAGUAGACGGGUACUCUGUAAUGCCAAAUCGGUUCGAUGAUGGAGUGUUCAAUUCGGAUCAUCGGGCUGUUGUUGCAGACCUUACUCUCAUGGGCUAG